AGAGUGAACAAAAACUCAGGGGAUGAUCAUCUCACAACUCUACAGAAAAUAUACUUUUAUACGGUUUUUAGUCUUAACAAACGACGCUGAUUUAGCAAAAAGAGCGGAUAGAUUAUUGCACAGAGUAUCCAUAUGUGUUGGCUUUUAUUCUGAAGGGUCCUGACCGGAAAAGAAACUUCCCUCGCGGUAACUACUGGCUGUGGAUGUCAAAGCUGGUAGCUUGGUGGCGCAACAUUUGAUUUCAUUACUCUAAUAAAGACAAUGUCCAGGUUUAGGAAGACGGAUAAAGUGGACAGUCUGGCGGGCUUUCGGACGGAGAAGACCGAACCGACUGUCCCUUCCGGUUUGCUGAAGGCAGCCAGGAAAAGCGGCCAGCUCAACCUGUCCGGCCGGGGGCUGACAGAAGUCCCUCAGAGUGUUUAUCGUCUCAACACGGACGCGCCAGAGGAAGCCCAGCAAGAUGUUUCCUUUGGGGGAUCGGAUCGCUGGUGGGAACAGACGGACCUCACUAAACUGUUGCUGUCGUCCAAUCAGCUGAAAUGUCUGUCUGAUGACAUCAGACUGUUACCUGGACUCACUACUCUAGAUCUUCAUGACAACCAGCUGAACAGUUUACCCGGAGCACUCGGAGAACUUCAGGAGCUGCAGCAGCUUCGCCUCAGCCAUAACCAGCUGUCAUCACUUCCUGUGGAGGUGUUCUCUCUGAAGAACCUCCGUUGCCUCACGUUGCAGCAGAACCUUCUGGAGAGCCUGCCCGAGGAGCUGGGUCAGCUGCAGAGCCUUACAGAGCUGGAUGUGUCCAACAAUCACCUGCUGGGUUUGCCCUCCAGUAUCGGCUGCCUCACAAAGCUGCAGAAGUUGAGCCUCUGUCAGAAUAAGCUGCCCUCUCUGCCUGACAGCCUGUCACACCUUACAGAGGUUAAACUUCUGGACCUCAGCAGUAACCAGCUGUCAGACAUUCCUGCCAGCCUAUCAGGGAUGGUUUCUCUGCAGCAGCUUUAUCUGCGACACAACAAGCUGUCCCGACUGCCCCCCCUCCCAGCUCCCGCACUUAAAGAGCUGUAUGUUGGGAACAACCAAAUCGAGCUGCUGGAGGCUGAGCAGCUGGCCAGCUUUACAGUCAUUUCUCUUCUAGAACUGAGAGACAAUAAGAUCAGAACCCUUCCAGAACAAAUCCCUGUGCUGCCAGAACUGACACGCCUCGACCUGACCAACAACGACAUCAGCGUGCUUCCAGCUUCCCUCAGCCUGCUGCCCAACCUGAAGGUGAUGCUGCUGGAGGGAAACCCUCUGAGAGGAAUCAGGAGAGAUCUUCUGUCUAAAGGGACCGGUGACCUUCUAAAAUACCUCAGAGGAAGAAUUAAAGAGGAGCCUGAGAAGGCAGAUGAAGAGCAAACGGCCAUGACUUUACCUUCCCAGGCUAGAGUCAAUGCACAUAACAUCAAAACUCUGAAGGUGUUGGGCUACAGUGACAAACAGGCAGAGAUUAUUCCAGAUGAGCUGUUCAAUGCUUCAGCAGAUCAAGGAGUAAUCAGUGUCAACUUCAGCAAAAACCAGCUCAAGUCAAUACCGUCCAGACUGCUGGAUCUUCAAUCAUCACUGUCAGAUCUCAAUCUGGGUUUCAACAAACUCACCAGCUGUUCUGAAAUCUGCAAAUUACUACAACUCACACACAUCGACCUCAGGAAUAACCAGCUGAGUGAUUUACCAUCUGAAAUGAAGAACCUGACUAAACUACGCUCAAUUAUCCUCAACUACAACAGGUUCAAGUCAUUUCCUGAAGUCCUGUAUGACGUCGUCUCCCUGGAGACGGUGUUGCUGGGAAACAAUCAGGUGUGCGGAGUGGAUCCUGGACACCUGAGAAAACUGGUCCACCUGUCAACUCUGGAUCUGUCGAACAAUGACCUGCUGAACAUCCCUCCAGAACUGGGCCUGUGUACCAACCUCAGGUGCCUGAGUCUAGAGGGGAAUCCUUUCCGCACACCCAGAGCAGCCAUAGUGGCCAAAGGAACUGAUGCAGUGUUGGAGUACCUGCGCAGCCGCAUACCUGCGUGACCUCUGACCUCACCUGACACCUGUCUGUGGCUUCUCACUGCCUCGUCUUUAAUCUGAUCCAGUCUAAGGUUUACAGGACUGACACACUAUCUGCGUUUGGAACGAAGUUUACUUUCUGUCCUCACCUGGACUGUAGAGGAUAAAAUGAUUUGGUUAAUCUUUUUCUCCAUGAAAAACACAUUUCUCCUAAUAAAGUUGUUUUUAUUUCUAA
Molecule: messenger RNA, 2266 nt
Organism: Austrofundulus limnaeus
Lineage: Eukaryota; Metazoa; Chordata; Actinopteri; Cyprinodontiformes; Rivulidae
Gene: lrrc40
Product: leucine rich repeat containing 40
Exons: 15
Coding region: 262-2055 (597 amino acids)
Cellular component (GO): cytoplasm
Molecular function (GO): protein binding
Source: RefSeq, a predicted model, not a curated record